AUGAGAGUUAUUGCGGCUGCUGAUGAUUCGGGAUCCAUAAAAGAGGUCAUUUGCUCCAGAGGAACAGACACUUCUGUGCAAAAGGCCACACAGCCCCAAUCUGUAGCCACUUUUGCCGAAAGCUCGAGGAAAGAAAGGAUAUUACAGAUGUGCAGAGAUGACACCCAAAUAUAUGCAAUGAGAGCCAAUGGAGACUUGUGUAUCUACGCGAUUGACACAUUGGAGGAGGUGAAGAGACUCAAGGGCUUGGGCAAGGGCAAUUCCAUAUCUCUGUUUGUCGGUCUAGAUGGUUAUUGUUAUACUUGCACCGAUAAAGGAGAGGUCUCUGUUGCUGAUCCAGAAAACAUUUCCAAAGAACCAGUGAGGUUUCAGAUCAAAGGUGAUAUCAGCUCGUUCGUUAUGAACCAGUAUCGUGAGGGAGUGUUUGCAUUUGGAGGCAAAGAGACGGAUCUACAAGUGAUUAAGCUGCAUGAGCCCAAAGAAGACAUAUUCAAGAAUCUGAAAAUCUCUGUGGUUUUCAAGGCUAAAAAUCUGAAGAACGAUCACCUGGAUCUGAGACAGCCCGUCUGGCCCACUUGCAUAUCGUUCCUGGAGUCGCCAAAGGAUAUCGUUAGAGUGGUUCUGACCACAAGAUAUGGCCAAGUCAGGACAUAUGACUCUGAGAAGGGAAGAAAACCGGUAAUCAACCAUAAACUCAGUGAGCAUCCGUUGAUCACCAUGAAUGUGUUGAAUUCAAGCGAAAUCGUAUGUUCUGAUACGCAUGUCACCACAUCCAAGUUCGAUUUUAUUCGAGGAAAAUUGCUUGGAAAAUACGCUGGUGCAGUUGGUUCCAUCCAAUCAAUAUACAACUAUGAAGACUCGCUACUGUGUACUGGUGGUUUGGACAGAUACGUGCGUGUGUUUGAUCUGGAUUCUAGAGAACAAGUUGCAAAGGUCUACGUUGGGACACAGAUAAGCUCGGUCAUCCUAUUAGAAGACGACGAAGACGAUGAUGAUGAGCCCAGCCUGGAUCCAGAAUCCAAGAGAAAGCUGAACGAUGAUGAGAAUGACGAGUUAUGGGAGCAAUUGGAGAAGAAGAAGUCAAAGAAAUCAAAGGGCAAAACAGUGGUUUAG
Kuraishia capsulata CBS 1993 is the source of this 1113-nucleotide messenger RNA. RefSeq lists its product as uncharacterized. The transcript has 2 exons. Gene Ontology annotation, molecular function: protein binding. Gene Ontology annotation, biological process: ribosomal large subunit biogenesis. Gene Ontology annotation, cellular component: preribosome, large subunit precursor; nucleolus. Bases 1 to 1113 code for a protein of 370 amino acids. NCBI's taxonomy places the organism in Eukaryota, Fungi, Ascomycota, Pichiomycetes, Pichiales, Pichiaceae. The record is from RefSeq and is a predicted model, not a curated record.